Messenger RNA from Exophiala aquamarina CBS 119918, 1842 nucleotides. RefSeq names its product cell division cycle 20, cofactor-APC complex. The record is from RefSeq and is a predicted model, not a curated record. Lineage: Eukaryota; Fungi; Ascomycota; Eurotiomycetes; Chaetothyriales; Herpotrichiellaceae. Gene Ontology annotation, biological process: anaphase-promoting complex-dependent catabolic process; positive regulation of anaphase-promoting complex-dependent catabolic process; positive regulation of ubiquitin protein ligase activity. Gene Ontology annotation, cellular component: anaphase-promoting complex. The transcript has 2 exons. Gene Ontology annotation, molecular function: ubiquitin ligase activator activity; protein binding; anaphase-promoting complex binding. The coding region runs from base 1 to 1842 and encodes 613 amino acids.
AUGGCUACCACCUCUGUAUCCACCCCUCUCAAGAGCCAUCAUGGGCUAUUCUCAGCAAAGACGGCUGGUGGCCGCAUGCCUCUCACUCCAUCUCCCAGAGCGAGAACGACAAGUGUAGCCACCAACGGCUCUUCAACCUCUCCGUUCACUCCUCCCCGAAAGGACCAAUCUAUUCACAAAUCCGAAACCUCCACCUUAUUCGCUCGAUCCGUAUCACGAUCAGUUUCCAAAUUCGCCUAUGCCAAUUCUCCCAAGUCUAAUAUUGCCAAGGGAAGAACGUCUCCCAAGCAACUCGACCUAGGUGUCUCGGAGUGGACACUGACUGGAACUGGGCCCGCAUCGACCAGCACACCCUCAAGAGAAAAGUCAAGAAAGGACAACGCAUUGAGAUCAAGGGUGGGCAAGACUACUAUCAGAAUCCCUCACAACACUGCAGACCGUUUCAUUCCCAACCGUACCGCCAGUACAGGUCUGAACACUACCGGGUCAGGUAAAUCGGAUGAGAAUACUCGACCAAGAACUGCUGGUGCCGAUGGCUCGACUGUGCUUGCUAAUGCCGCCAGUGCCUUCGAUAUCUCUGCGCGAGGAGCGGACGCGGACAUCACCACGGCGUUGGAAAGUCUUGGUUUGGAGGAUGACAACAUCAGCUCAUCAUAUGCGCGACCCAACUCUGAUUCAUCAGCAUACGAGUCUUCCUUAGCCUCAGCUUGUGGGAUCUCGACAAGUCAACGCAUCCUGGAGUUCAAGCCAGCACCCCCUGAGUCAUCCAAGCCAAUUGAUCUCCGAUCUCAAUACAAUCGUCCAUUGAAGCAGGCCAACACUCAAUCUGCUCAAUUCCGUCGACGGAUCCAGUCGGCACCUGAACGGGUGCUGGACGCACCUGGACUUGUCGAUGACUACUAUCUGAACUUGCUCGACUGGAGCUCUGGCAACCAGGUGGCAAUUGGUCUGGAACGCAAUGUGUACGUGUGGUCUGCCGAGAGUGGUACAGUCAGUUGUCUCUUGGAGACAUCACCCGAUACCUACAUUAGCAGUGUCAAGUGGUCGGGGGAUGGAGCAUAUGUUGGCGUUGGUCUCGGCUCCGGUGAGGUUCAAAUCUGGGACGUGGAAGAGGGCACCAAGCUCCGAAGCAUGUUCGGACAUGACACUCGUGUGGGUGUGAUGGGAUGGAACAAGCACACAUUGUCGACUGGAGCACGCAGUGGGUUGGUGUUCAACCAUGACGUCCGGGUCCAGGAACACAAAAUCGCGGAGCUUGUGUCGCACACAUCCGAGGUGUGCGGAUUAGAGUGGCGCUCGGAUGGCGCUCAACUGGCUACUGGCGGAAAUGAUAACCUAGUGACCAUCUGGGACGCCCGUUCCUUGGCCGCACCGAAAUUUGCGAAGAAGAAUCACAAAGCGGCCGUCAAAGCUCUUAGUUGGUGCCCUUGGCAGUUGAACCUCCUGGCGACUGGUGGAGGAUCCAACGAUCGAAACAUUCACUUCUGGAACACGACGACAGGCGCUCGGAUCAACAGCAUUGACACUGGAUCACAAGUGACGAGUCUGAAGUGGAGCAAUCACUACCGUGAGUUGGUGAGCUCCAGCGGCUUCCCAGAUAACUCACUGAGCAUCUGGAGCUAUCCUACGUUGGUGCGCAAUGUGGAGAUUCCGGCACACGAGUCGCGGGUUCUUCACAGCUGUCUGAGCCCAGACGGACAAAUGCUCGCAACGGCUGCUGCGGAUGAAAGCUUGAAGUUUUGGAAGGUGUUCGAACGGAAAGCAGGCAUGAGCGCGGCAGCGUCAAGGGAAGGCGGCGUAGGCAAAAACGGGCAGAUGGCCAAGCAGAUGACAAUCCGAUGA